Molecule: messenger RNA, 1650 nt
Organism: Talaromyces amestolkiae
Lineage: Eukaryota; Fungi; Ascomycota; Eurotiomycetes; Eurotiales; Trichocomaceae
Exons: 2
Coding region: 1-1650 (549 amino acids)
Source: RefSeq, a predicted model, not a curated record
AUGGACCUGCUUGAGUCUACCACCUUCACCUCCCUUGUAACCGAUCUGAUGAGACAAAACAAGAUCCCGGGUCUGUCAAUUGCAAUCAUCCACAACGACGAGGUCGCCUCAACAGGCUACGGGUUAGCCGACUAUCAAAACAAUACACCUUGCACUGGAGAUACACUUUUCGAUAUUGCUUCAUGUGCGAAAUCUCUUACAGCUGCCUCGGUGGCUCUACUUGCGGAAGACAAGGACUACCCUGAAGUGCACUACGAAGCGCUUAUGUCCGAUCUCUUGCCGGAUGAUUUUGUAAUGUCUGAAAAGAGUUAUACUGAUGGUAUAACCGUCGAGGAUGUUCUUAGCCAUAGGACCGGUAUGGCCAAUCACAACGAUGCCUUUAUGGGUCCCAACGCAGCUCAUCCGGAUAGUGCAAAGUCCGUUACAAGGAAUCUGAGAAAUCUCAAACCUGCUGCACCCUUGCGCUCACGAUACCUGUACUGUAAUCAAAUGUACACUGUGGCCACACAUCUCGUUGAGGUAAAGUCUAAGAAAAGUUUCGCCGAAUUUUUGGAUGAGCGCAUUUUCGCACCACUAAAUAUGACUUCGACAACUCUGCAACCAGCAAGUGCUUACGUCAAAGGCUGGGGACAUCGAAUGGCAAAUGGCUACAUCUGGCAGAAUAAUGCAUGGCGCGGAUUUGAUUCUCAAGACUGUCCUGAAGGACAGGGUGCCGGCUCCGUUAUUUCCAGUGCAAAUGACUUCAUCAAAUGGGUAAAAGCGUUGUUGUACCGCGAAGGUCCAAUCAAUGAUAGGGUUCACCAAGGACUCACGAAGUUGCGCUCUAUUGUGAAUCCGAAUGCGAGGAGAUUAAAGGCGCAUACCACACCGGCUAUUUACACUGCUGGGAUGGAGGUAUAUUACUACCGUGGAAACAUGGUUAUUGGCCAUGAUGGUACUAUUCCGGGUUUCCGAAGUCGAUUCAUGUUCAUGCCUGACUCGAAGUUUGGUGCUGUCGUUUUGGGAAACUCUGCUGGAGCUGGUGGUGCGGCUACGACGAUCAUUAGGGCGCUGAUGGAUGAGAUCCUUGGGGUGCCCAUGGAACAACGUUCAUCACGGAACAUGAAACAAGCUCAGAAGAAAGACCUUGCUCUUCACUCGAAACCGCACCGUGAUGACAAGAAGGACUCUCAAGCUAGGAUGAAUGAGAAGCCACAAACUCGUACUUUACAUAGCGACCAGUAUGGGAAUAAGAACAAGGAUAGUCAACAUAAGAAGAAACCGCAACUACAGGAACAAAAGGAGCAGGGGGAGAAGCCGACAAAUCAUGAAAAGCCUCCUCCGCCUCAUCAGGAGAAACCUCUAGAAGCCUAUGUGGGCAGGUUCUGGAACGCAGGCUAUCGUGUCAUGACAGUCACAACCAAGGACAAUCAACUAUUUAUUGAUGCUACGGAUCGUUCGAAUGGCUUCACUAUGACAUUCGAGCAUGUCAGUGAUCAGACCGAGUACAUUGCGCAUGCGAGAGAUGCCAUCGAACUUGAAGACGAGCCGAUUGAUGCGAGAUUUGUGUUCAAGGAUGGGAAAGCUAUAAAGAUGGGAUUGGAUCUGGAGCCUGCCAUUAGAGAAAUGAUUUGGUUUGAACGGGAUGACAGCGGUUCUCAGUUCAUAUGA